GUGCUCCCCCUUUUGACCAAAGCGGCAAACGAAACGUGAUGGAGGACAUCAUUUCCUCACUCGACUGGAGGAGUAGCGAAGUCCCUUCUCCCGGUUCCCAUAGUUCUCUACCUGAUGAUGACAUCCUUCCAUGGCAGUGUGUUAGCGAAGUAAUCCCCGGCCUUUAUCUCACCUGUGAGUCCGAAGUCGCGGACAAAAAGAAGUGCCUAGAAAAUGGAAACGCACUGGUGAUCAACAUGUGUGGGAGCCCUCAUACUCGGAAGUACCGUGUCUACGAAAAGGAUGGGAGCGAUACCUACGCGUUUCGCCGUUUUGAAUCGCAGAGCGAGUUCUACGUAGAGCUGAACAAUUAUUGCCAGGGCGCGGCGUUGAUUUCACUAGAUGCACGAAAGAUUUUCUAUGUCACAAUUUCAGCGGAAGACCUUCCGACGUACAGUAUCGAUUUGCACUUUCUCGAGUGCUCUGUGCUCAUUGAGCUAGUGUUGCGAUCACGCCAAACGGCGGAGCGGCACGACGACGCCGACUACGCAGCCGCACCUUCAGUGGUGGUGCAUUGCAUGGUUGGUGUAAGUCGCUCCGCCGCAGUUGUAAUUGCGUACAUGAUGAAGAAAUACAAUAUAUCGCGCGACGCGGCCAUCCGUUUUAUCCGCUGCACCCGACCUGUUAUUCAACCCAAUCCAGGUUUUCAGAGGCAGCUGGAGCUUUGGGAGUCGCUGGGAGGGUUUCGCAUUGCCGACGAAAUGUCCGUACAGGUUCUGUCUUCGGAGACAAAAGCAAAGGCGAACCUACUUAACGUUGUGAGCACUAUCUUACCAACGAUUCUCCGCACGAACAAGUGCGAUAAUGAACGGUGCUUUUUCGGCACCUUCAUCAAAAAUGCGUCAUCAGGCACAGACGAGCUGCACGCAGUCUACCGAGAACUGCGCUCAACCGUUACCGCGGACGUUGACUGUGAGGUGUAUACAGACAUCCCAAAUUACUUUGGCUAUGUUGCGGAGAUUGUGUGUAGUGUCGACACCACACUACCUUCUUUCAUGCAGUAUGCCAGUUUUUCGAAGCAGAUUCCUACGUGCAACGACACAUUUUAUUACCGUGUGAUGAAGGAUGUUGCUCGAUCUGGCUUCGAGAAGGACACGUUCGACACCGCGAGAGGUUUUUGUUCUUUGUUCGAGGCUAUCUAUCUGAAGCACCUUCGUCAAGUUGGAGACGGCCGACCUCGUCUCUUGAGCGAUAAAGAAGAAAGCUGCGUUUCAGUUCCCACGGGCUGCGGGCUGUCGUUUCCUUUUUUGUUUCUCGUAGCGCCUUAUGCCGAGGGCUUUGUUCAAUUCAGAGAGUGGGACGCGCUGGCUGAGGCGUUUAGCCCCACCGGUGCUACCCUGAGCGCCGAGGAAGAGUGGCAGCUUACAACCCGGGUGCUGGACAGCUUCUUCCAAUUCUUUUUCAGGUCCUCCUGCGGCUGCGCCGAGUCGACAUCCGCAACUGAAACUAAUGCGUCGGUUGAUGCGUACAGCAAACUUGCGUAUCUGCAAGAGGACAUGGAGCUAGUGACUUUUCGAAAGCUGGAGGAGUUGUGGAGAUCAAGUGACUCUAUCGCUUCCGCGGAGGUGGUCGUAUCGGCUUCCGACUCCGACGACGCCCAGAUAUUUCUUAUGCUCGUGCUGAAGGCUAUUAGCGGAAUUGUUGCGUUUCGCAUAGUUCUGGAGGCGGCAGAGCAAUUCCUGACACAGACUUAUGCUGCACGUUUGUCUGGUAGCGGAGCCGUCGCUGAUAAAAAGCUCUCGUUACCGGUGAUCUCAGCCGCCAUUACAAGUCUUGACUCCGUAUACGCUGAAAAAUACGGGUCUUCGUCCAACGUCGUGGAAUUUUUCAACCAGGAGCUUUCGGGCCUGCGUGAGAGCGGCGUGCUGAACACCUCGGGCGUUGUUUCGCUGUUUCACACCUCAUCGUGA
Messenger RNA from Leptomonas pyrrhocoris, 1949 nucleotides. RefSeq names its product putative dual-specificity protein phosphatase. Gene Ontology annotation, molecular function: protein tyrosine/serine/threonine phosphatase activity. The transcript has a single exon. Bases 39 to 1949 code for a protein of 636 amino acids. Gene Ontology annotation, biological process: protein dephosphorylation. NCBI's taxonomy places the organism in Eukaryota, Euglenozoa, Kinetoplastea, Trypanosomatida, Trypanosomatidae. Gene Ontology annotation, cellular component: cytosol. The record is from RefSeq and is a predicted model, not a curated record.